This is a messenger RNA of Carassius carassius (crucian carp), 3290 nucleotides long. It is a transcript of the gene mc5ra, whose product is annotated as melanocortin 5a receptor. Bases 181 to 1170 code for a protein of 329 amino acids. Gene Ontology annotation, molecular function: melanocortin receptor activity. Gene Ontology annotation, biological process: G protein-coupled receptor signaling pathway. The transcript is spliced from 2 exons. Lineage: Eukaryota; Metazoa; Chordata; Actinopteri; Cypriniformes; Cyprinidae. The record is from RefSeq and is a predicted model, not a curated record. Gene Ontology annotation, cellular component: membrane.
CCUCAAACAUCCUCCUCCAGCGCGAAAAAACGCCUCCGGACUGAAAGAAAUGCACAGUCUUUGAGAUUCUCAGCGGUGAACAAACUCAGCACUCCUGUUCCAAACGAGAUAAAGAUGCCCUGCCCACUGACACAGUGACUUCAAGAAAAGUCUACAACAUUCCCACUGAAUCCCUCAUCCAUGAUGAACACUUCAGAGGCCACCCUAUCACUUUGGGCCAUCAAUGCCAACUCCAGCCCCGUCUUGGACCUCCUCAAUGCCACCGAGACCCCAUCCCAUGCCAAGCCUAAAGCAUGCGAGCAGCUCAACAUCGCCACAGAGGUGUUCCUCAUCCUUGGCAUCAUCAGUCUCCUCGAGAACAUCCUGGUCAUCUGCGCCAUAGUGAAAAACAAAAACCUCCACUCGCCCAUGUACUUCUUCGUCUGCAGCCUGGCCGUGGCCGACAUGCUGGUGAGCGUCUCCAACGCUUGGGAGACCAUCAUCAUCUACUUACUCACCAACCGCCAGCUGGUGGUGGAGGACCAUUUCAUCAGACAGAUGGACAAUGUUUUUGACUCUAUGAUCUGCAUCUCUGUAGUGGCAUCCAUGUGUAGUCUUCUAGCUAUAGCCGUUGAUCGCUACGUCACGAUUUUUUACGCUUUACGAUAUCACAACAUCAUGACAGUGCGCCGGGCCGCGCUCAUCAUCGGUGGAAUCUGGACCUUCUGCACCAGCUGUGGAAUAGUCUUCAUAAUCUAUUCUGACAACACGUCUGUCAUUGUGUGCUUGGUCUCUAUGUUCUUCAUCAUGCUUGCACUCAUGGCCUCCCUCUACAGCCACAUGUUCAUGCUGGCACGAUCUCACGUCAAACGCAUCGCCGCGCUGCCGGGCUACAACUCCAUCCACCAGAGAGCCAGCAUGAAGGCGGCUGUCACCCUGACCAUCCUUCUGGGGAUCUUCAUCGUCUGCUGGGCUCCGUUCUUUCUCCACCUCAUCCUCAUGAUCUCCUGUCCCAGAAACCUCUAUUGCAUGUGCUUCAUGUCGCACUUCAACAUGUACCUCAUCCUCAUCAUGUGUAACUCAGUCAUCGACCCUCUCAUUUACGCUUUCAGGAGUCAGGAGAUGCGGAAAACACUGAAGGAAAUCAUCUGCUGCUACAGCCUGAGGAACGUCUUUGGAAUGUCCAGGUAGUUUCAAACCCCCAAAAAUGAGAGAUGGAUUAUCAUAUCACAAGAAUUAAAAACGUUUGAGAAGGAUGUCUCAACCCUGCCUUGAUCAUGAUGGAGAGCAUGAUUUUUGUGAUGAUAUCAAGCAUACUCUCUCAAACUUGCAGAAAGCUGGACCGUCAAUCAAGAGCUCUUCAAUGCACAAAACAGAAUGCCUAAUGAGACAACUGUUGAUAAUAAAUGCAAAUAUUGUUGGAGAAUUAAGGAGGUCUUAGAAGUAUGGAACAAUAAAAUCCUCAACAGACAAUGUGAUUUAAUAUCACAAUCUCCAGAGACACACAGGAGCCGUUGAUCAAAGCCUGGGGAAAAAAAAGUGCAAUCAUUUGUCAGAUUAAUCCUGUAAAACACAGCCUGAUGUAAAGCUGUAUAGGUAAGAUGACACUGUAUUAUAGCAUGCAACUCACAUUGCUGUUCUCUGUGGUUGCCAUUGAAAGUGAGAAAGUAUGAGCUACCGAAUCAUAAGAUGAACUUCAAUACCAGCAGUUAAUAUACAAUAUAUACACACAUUACAAGACAGAACAUAUGAAGUACACUUAAAGAAAAGAAUCUUAAGAUUUCAAAGCCUAUCAUAUCACUAACAAUUUUUUUACAGUCUAUGAAGGCAUCAGGAGUUUUGUAAUAGUGCCUGUAUAAUAAUGUGUGUAUUUAUGUAGCUGCAAAAACAAACUAGACAUAUAUUGAUAUAAAAAAAGCAUAACAAAGAGGUUCUACCUUAUUAUACUGUGCAACCACAAAAAUAAAAAGCUAAACAAAACGACAUUAGUAUUUCUGACUUGUCAUCACACUUAAAAGCAUUUAUGGAUAUGCUGACAAUUUAUAUAUUAUUAUCUUAAGCACGAAUAUGUAUUUGAAGUUGGGGGUCUGCAGUUAUUCUCAUUCUGUGUAUUUGCCACUGACCCUUCAAAUGUAAUGACAUUAAUUUCUUUGGCUUUAAAAAAAUAAAAACUUUUUCAUAGAUGUCUGUUUGCUGUAAAGUUUCAGGGUGAAAAUCAGUGUUCAUGGUGUUUGUCAUUAUGCUGCUUACUGUCUACUGCUACUGAAUAAGUAAAUCUGUACAGAUGGAGGUAAAAGCAAAUGUUUUGUUGUUUGUCGUCUCUGCUGCAUUCAGUCAGUCACUCGGUGACCUUUCAAGAUAAAGUCUAAUACAUAACCAGAAAUAAAACGAGGACAAAAUUACACACAGGAUUCCACCGAUUAAUCCAUGUGUAAUUCUUAUAAACCAUGUUCAUCUAGACUACAUGCACCUGUUUUUUUAACCUGGUUGACCAAAUGCAAUUAUAUUGCUAUAUUCAGGAGACUUGGGCUAGUUUUCAAACUCAGUGCUGCAGUGAAUAUUUCUCUGGGGGGUAUUUUUAUUAUUACAUUCUACACUCGCAGAGAAAAAGGUACAAAAGCUGUCACUAGGGUGGUACAAAUAUGCUCCCUUUAAGCAUCAACAGGGUACCAAGGUGAACAUUUUGAAAAGGGUACUAUGUCAGUGAAAGCUUUUGUAGCUUUAUUUUAUUUUUUGUGUGUAUUGAGAAACUGCAGAAAUGUCAAAUGUGACUUAAAUUCCAAACUGUAUACAACUAUAACUCAUCUUAAAAAUAUGUGACAACUUCACUAGUAUGGAGGAUACGAUUCUGAUAAUAAACCUCUGCAUUUACUGUAUGAAUGUUUUGAACUGGAUUUUAUUGAGAUUUGCAGAAAACAGUCUAUAAAAGGCUUUUGACUCAGAACAAUAGGUUAAUAAGAUAUGUGAUAGCUAGCCCUGUCUUAUCCAACAGCCUACAAAAUGUACUUUAGAUUUCAUAUGCGAUGCUGUCCAUGCUAUGUACAUUCAAUGAAAUGUUUUAUAUAGAAGUUACAGUUUGCUUCUUGUAGUAUUUUAAGUUGAUCCUUGUCACUUCUGUUGAAGUCAGAAUUUAAAGGUGUAAGUAUUUAGUCUCUGGUGUGUAAAUAUGCUCAUUUUGGCUGUUCGUCAGCUUGAUUUUUUCCCCAAAGUCUCUGACUUUGUGAAAUGCCAUCCCUUCUUAAAUGGGCUCAUGAUGGUUUUCAUAGAAUGUGCCUUGACUGUGUUUUGUGCUGUCAAAAUGACCUGCAGUC